CAGAGGAUAUCCAGUGACAACAUGGAAAAGGAAAAUGCAACCUUGCUGAGAGAAUUUGUUCUCACAGGACUUAUACAUGUACCACAGUGGAAAAUCCCCCUGUUCCUGGUAUUCUUAAUGAUAUACCUCAUCACUGUUUUUGGAAAUACUGGUCUGAUUGGUCUCAUCUGGAGAGAUCCUCAUCUUCAUAUCCCUAUGUACUUUUUCCUUGGGAGUUUAGCCUUUGUUGAUACAUCUAUAUCAUCUAUUGUGAUUCCAAAGAUGUUGGUCAACUUCUUUGCAAAGAAUAAAAUCAUCUCUCUGUCUGAAUGUAUGGUACAAUUCUUUUCUUUUAAUAUCAGUGCAACUACAGAAUGUUUUCUCUUGGCAGCAAUGGCUUAUGAUCGAUAUGCAGCCAUAUGCAAUCCUUUACUCUAUCCAAUGGUAAUGAGCAAUAAAGUAUGCAUACGUCUGUUAGUCUUGUCCUUUGUAUGUGGUCUUCUUCAUGCUUUAAUUCAUGAAGGCUUCUUAUUCAGAUUAACUUUCUGUCAUUCCAAUAUAAUACAUCACUUUUAUUGUGACAUUAUAUCAUUGUUUAAGAUUUCUUGUACAGAUCCUUCUCUUAAUUAUUUAAUUGUUUUUAUUUUCUCUGGUUCAAUCCAGGUAUUCACUAUUUUGAUUGUUCUUGUCUCUUACACAUUUGUUCUCUUUACAGUUUUGAAAAAGAAGUCAUCGAAAGGGAUAAGGAAAGCCUUCUCCACCUGUGGAGCCCAUCUUUUAUCUGUAUCUCUGUACUAUGGUCCUCUACUCUUUAUGUAUGUGCACCCUGCAUCUCCACAAGUAGAUGAUCAAGAUAUGAUGGUCUCUCUGUUUUAUACUGUCAUCAUUCCUGUGUUAAACCCAAUUAUCUACAGUCUGAGAAAUAAGCAAGUCAUACAUUCACUCACAAAGUUCUUAAAGAGACACAUUUAA
Fukomys damarensis (Damara mole-rat) is the source of this 951-nucleotide messenger RNA. RefSeq names its product olfactory receptor 187-like. The coding region runs from base 22 to 951 and encodes 309 amino acids. NCBI's taxonomy places the organism in Eukaryota, Metazoa, Chordata, Mammalia, Rodentia, Bathyergidae. The record is from RefSeq and is a predicted model, not a curated record. The transcript has a single exon. Gene Ontology annotation, molecular function: odorant binding; G protein-coupled receptor activity; olfactory receptor activity. Gene Ontology annotation, cellular component: membrane. Gene Ontology annotation, biological process: sensory perception of smell; G protein-coupled receptor signaling pathway.